UGUGUACACGGGGCGGUGCGCUAGAGUGAGUGCGUAUGCGUGGACAAAAUCUUGAAUUAAUUAAAUUCCAGCCGCAAAUCUUCGAUCGUUGGGUGAAAAGUGUGAAAAAUAGCCAUUCGAUUCAUAUUCCCUAAAGCUGUAGUGACGAAAUAAAACACUGCAAAAGGGUAGAAGAUAUAUUGCACAUUCAUUGCAUCGCAAGCAUUACGACACGAAGACGAAGUGUCGAGUGGAAUCAUACGGCUAUAGGCGGCUGCGGUGGACGAAUUGGUUAAAGAUUAAUUACAGCAUUUUUGGUGCUCGCUGUUUUGAUAGGUGAUCCGGAGCGUGGGAAGUUUCUGGCAGAAGAAAUUGUCUCGCACCAUUGUGCGCUUGUUCGGCUGUAUGAGUGUGUGAGUGUGCGUGUGUGUUUGACGCGUGUGUCAUUUUUCGGCCCUUGUGCGUGAAAAUCAAAAGCAAAGAGUAGUGUAGUGUGUAAGCGCAGUGCAACUCGCUUCUAGCUGGUGGCACAGAAAACGCCAACGAAGUGGUUCUUGGUCAAUAGAUUAAGAAAGAAACGACAAAGGAACAAACACGCAAUAGUGUUCGGUUUUGGCGGCUGGAACGCGAGAAUCAUAUAGCACAGCUAGAACGGUGACGUCAGAAAGGAUCUGUAAGGAUAACGUGUAGCGAACAUGGCUGGCCAAACGAUCAAUGACAGGCUGCUGGCUGCACGACACAGCCUUGCUGGACAAGGGCUUGCCAAAUCCGUGUGCAAGGCUACGACGGAAGAAAUGAUUGGCCCGAAGAAAAAACAUCUUGAUUAUUUGGUACAUUGCACCAACGAACCGAACGUAUCAAUUCCCCACUUAGCUACAUUGCUGAUUGAACGAUCUCAGAAUGCAAAUUGGGUCGUGGUAUACAAGGCAUUGAUCACAACACAUCACAUGUUGGCCUAUGGAAACGAGCGAUUUAUUCAGUAUUUGGCCUCAAGUAACUCAUCCUUCCAAUUGAACAACUUUCUCGAUAAGGGAGGAGUACAAGGCGCUGUCGGUGCUCGUAUGGGUUAUGACAUGUCCCCGUUUAUACGGCGUUACGCAAAGUAUCUCAACGAGAAGGCAUUGUCAUAUCGUACAGUGGCCUUUGACUUUUGCAAAAUGAAACGUGGAAAAGAGGAAGGAUCUUUGCGCGUGAUGCACGCCGACAAGCUGUUGAAGACAUUGCCAAUUCUGCAGGCUCAACUGGAUUCUUUGCUGGAGUUUGAUUGUACAGCCAACGAUCUCACGAACGGAGUUAUCAAUAUGUGCUUCAUGUUGUUAUUCCGCGAUUUGAUACGGCUGUUCGCAUGCUACAACGAUGGCAUCAUUAAUUUGCUGGAGAAGUAUUUCGACAUGAAUAAGAAACAAUGCCGUGAUGCAUUGGAUUUAUACAAAAAGUUUCUUACUCGAAUGGAUCGCGUCGGAGAGUUUCUCAAGGUCGCAGAGAACGUUGGAAUUGAUAAGGGUGAUCUGCCAGAUCUGACCAAAGCCCCGAGUUCUUUGUUAGAUGCGCUUGAACAGCACUUGCUGGCCCUAGAGGGCAAGAAGGGAUCAGCAGCAAAUACUCCCACACAAACAGCAAGCAAUCAAAAGAACGUCAAAAGUGGCGUUAACGCACUUACAUCGACAAGUUCAUCGUUUGGAAUCGUGGCGGAAUCAAGCAAAUUUGAUAGUCCCACAAAUGGCAUGAUCGAUGAAAGUUUGAAAGCUCAAGUCCUGGCUGAAGAAGAGGCUGCAAUGAAUCAAUACAAGUCGAAGGUAUCAUCACCCACAACGGCUACGGCUAUAACAAACCCGUUCCUGUCGUCGCCCACCACUAGUCAAAACAACAUCGUCGAUCUUUUUGAGGCUCCGAAACCCGCUCAGGAUCAGCAAGCAUCGGCGGCUUCGUCUAAAGCAUCGGAUGAUCUAUUGCAACUUGGAAAUCCAUUUGCUGAUGUUUUCGCCACGCCAGCACCAGUCGCUAGUACUGUGCCAGUAGGAAAUAAUAAUGCGUUUGCAGGCGCUAAUGCAUGGAUGGGAAAUGGAGGUUUUAACGGCAGCAUGGCAACGGCAGCUGUCCCUGGAAUGGCAGGACAAGCUGUCCAGGGCGGCGAUACUUUCGUUUCCGAUAACAAUUUUACUUCCGUUUUUGGUGGAUUGGAGCAAAAUGGAUCCAGCGCACCUCCGGCCGCUACCGCUCAGCCUGGCAAAGUAUUGACCGGUGAUUUGGAUAGCUCAUUGGCGUCACUAGCCGAAAGUCUUACCAUAAAUAAGUCCAGCUGUGGGAAGAAUAUGCAAUGGAGUUCACCGAAGACAUCAGCAAAAACAGGGUCGGCCGGAUGGUCGCCGCAGCCCCAACCUGCUACUAAUCAGACAGGCUACAAACCAAUGGCACAAGGUAUGGCUGUUUUUCCAGUUCCUAGCACAAUACAUCCCAGCACACACACUCCCCUUCCCGUAGUGCCAGGAUAUUACAUUCAGCAAGGAAUGACGCAAAUUAGGCCAAUGAUGGGUGCUACCAUGUCCGGAACAACACCAGCAAUGGCCCCUGGAAUGGUCCCUCCUGGCAUAGCACCCCAGCAACCGGUGCUUACUAGUCAACAACCGAUGCACAUGCAAGCAGCCAUGAUGCAACAACCAGCGCAGGCGAUGCCUUCCACCGCUGCUGCUGGCAAUAUUCAGUUGGAUCCAUUCGGAGCACUCUAAACAACUGUUUUCGUUAUUCAGGCACACUUGGUGCAGACCUAUGCACAUACACCCGCACGGUUAUGAUGUGCUGUAAAGCAUUAAUAAUGAAUGAUUUAAAUAGCAAUGAAUACAAUAAGCAACGUAUGCUGAUCAAUAUGAAAAACAGAAAUCUUGCAUACUACUGAAAAAGAAAAUGAAAGCUAAAUAGGAAAUAUUAAGGAGUAGAGUAAAGCUGAAGAAUUGUGGUAACAAUCAUGUUGCAUAAGGCAGUUAACAUCCCUGGAGGAAAGACAGGAUUGUGUAGAAGGUAGGACCAUUCGUAUAUAAUAUAAUAUAUAAUGAAUGCAAGAUUUGAUUUAGCUGUUUGGCAUUGGCAACAGUAUCACAGAAAACCAUUUCAAUGUAAAAAAUCACAUAGAGUUAUGGUGAAGUUGACGAAAAUGAUAGUGUAUCCAGCCCGAUAUUCGAAUUGCUGUACUGUGUGCAUCAUGUUGCCUAAGUUGAACUACGGAUGUAGUAGUUUAUUGCAAGAUGAAGGUUAAUUAAUUAGCAAGAAAGAUUAAUUAACGACUGCUGGGAACACUGUGUAUAAUAUCGAUCCGGAUCACAUGCGGUGGACCGUACUUUGCGUAUACCAGCCCACUUUUCAAAGUCGUUUGGAUGAUACGAAAUUUUGAAUGUUAUCAACAAGCGUUAAGAUAAAAUGAAACCAUUCCAAAUAUCGACAACCAUACUGCAAGAGUAUUCUAUAUUGUUGUACAUUCUCGGGCAACUGAUGGAAUGUUGCUUUACAGGUGUGAAUUGUACGUGUCAUUGAACAGUAAAGCCUGUAGUUUCUAAUCAUUCCAAAUCGUGAUUUCGAUGUUUGCAGAGAUCAGCAAAAAAUCGUUGUGCUAGAAAACCUGUUGUUCUAUGCAUGUGUAUUGUUUUGUUUGGAUUUAAAUUUCCGGCACCUGUUUCGAUAGGUCGGUCGGUAGAAUUUAUUUGUUAAUAGGAUCUGUCAUUUGCAUGCACGCUGCAAUAUCAUGUAAGAAUAUCAGUAACAAUUAUAAUAACGAAUGAAAUGUAAAUGAUGUUAUAAAAAAACUUGAUAGUAAGAAACACGCGUAGGGCUACGCAUAUUUCCCCGCAGUAGAUGCAGUGGCUUCUUGGGCAAUAUAUUGUUAGUUGUUGCUUCUGUUGCAGUAUUAUCACUGCUUCGACAUUCAUAUAUGUAUCGAACUAAAUCCUAAAACAGAAAAGUUGUUGUUCUCUAUUCAAUAUAGUUGUGUUUACAAAACAGCAAGCAAAAUAAUGUAAACAAGAUGCCAGACUCUAAUAGCAUUAGCUUCACCCCUUGUUCAAACGAAUAACAGUCGGAAUGAAUUCACCGGCUCUCCUGUGUCUCCGCAAAGAAGUGCAAAUACUAUGAAAGUAGAAAGUAAUAAUAUCGAUAUGAGUAAUCUUACAAUACAGACGGAAACACUGCAAGGACUAUCGUGAAUGAAGGAAUCCGUAUGCAUGUAUUUAUGAAUAUAAAAAAUGUAGUAAUCUAAUAUCUCUAUUGUACACAUUACUAUAUUUUCUCGGCUACACAGUGUGCGCCUGCGAUUGAGGAUUGCAAGAAAAUAUAAUAAGUAAAUACAUUAUAUUGUACCAGAAAGAUACAUAUAUAUAUACACACACAUACUUCUAGCUGUGAAGGAAGAUUAUCAUAUAAUAACUAGAAUGUAAAUUGUUGUGUUUAUUCCCUUGAAAGCAGAUAGUGCAAUAGGGCCAGUUGUUUACCGUGGUAUAAUGGGUGAAAUGUGACGGAUAAGACAAAGUGAGUGUACUUAUCGUGAUCGACAGUGUAGCGAAAAUACAGAUGAAGGAUCUAGGAUCGCCCAAAUCAACAAAAUAUGUUCGUAUUGGUUUAUUCUUUUGGGAGCUUUUCGCAAAUUGAGACGAUAUCAGUUAUAUACUAUUGAGAUUGCAUGAACGAUAAAGGUGCAAUAAUUUGUUACUUGCCUACUUUUAAACAGACGUUUCCUUUUGUCUUAUAGCCGCCAAUACGUUUGCAUGCCAUAGAGCGAGCAGUAGAGAAACGUUGCAAAAAUGAUAAAUGAAAGGUACUACAAUAAUUUAAUCUGUAAUUUUAUGUGAACGUAUCGUUGAGUUAUGCUUUACUCGCUUCAGCAGCGUCUGGUGCGAGCUUAGAAACAGACGAUUUUGUCUAAGCCUUCGUUAAUUUGAAAUACUACACAUAAACUUCUUCAAUUAUAAAACAGAGAUGGUUACAUGCGUAUAUAUAUAAUAGGACACAAUGAAUAAAACUGAAAAAGAUAUAGUAGGAAUAUAUCAGAAAGGUGUUUUUCUUAA
Molecule: messenger RNA, 5027 nt
Organism: Anopheles funestus (African malaria mosquito)
Lineage: Eukaryota; Metazoa; Arthropoda; Insecta; Diptera; Culicidae
Gene: lap
Product: phosphatidylinositol-binding clathrin assembly protein LAP
Exons: 14
Coding region: 675-2705 (676 amino acids)
Biological process (GO): clathrin coat assembly; clathrin-dependent endocytosis; synaptic vesicle budding from presynaptic endocytic zone membrane
Cellular component (GO): clathrin-coated vesicle; clathrin-coated pit; synaptic vesicle
Molecular function (GO): SNARE binding; clathrin heavy chain binding; 1-phosphatidylinositol binding
Source: RefSeq, a predicted model, not a curated record